Penicillium concentricum is the source of this 324-nucleotide messenger RNA. RefSeq lists its product as uncharacterized. The record is from RefSeq and is a predicted model, not a curated record. The transcript has 2 exons. The coding region runs from base 1 to 324 and encodes 107 amino acids. NCBI's taxonomy places the organism in Eukaryota, Fungi, Ascomycota, Eurotiomycetes, Eurotiales, Aspergillaceae.
AUGUCACCCCAGAAGCAAGAGAAGACCCCCAACCUGGUGAAGAGCUUGGGGCUCACCCCAAGUCAGAUGGACCACCUCUUGAUGGGAUAUCUGUGCAUGCACAAACCAAAGAUUGAUUGGAAGAAGCUCGCGGACCUUAGCAAUGUCACACCUGCUUCUGCUAGAAGUCUCUUCAGUAAGGCUCGACGCACCCUCGAAAAAUGGGAGGAGCAGAGGACCGCUGGAGUGGCUACCAAGGAAACCGAGCAAGCUGAGGAUGAGAGAGAUACCGAGGAUGUCACGGAGGCUAUGGAGGAUGCACAUGUCGAGGAUACUGAGAAUUAG